Molecule: messenger RNA, 1320 nt
Organism: Kazachstania africana CBS 2517
Lineage: Eukaryota; Fungi; Ascomycota; Saccharomycetes; Saccharomycetales; Saccharomycetaceae
Gene: FTH1
Product: Fth1p
Exons: 1
Coding region: 1-1320 (439 amino acids)
Biological process (GO): iron ion transmembrane transport
Cellular component (GO): fungal-type vacuole membrane; plasma membrane; high-affinity iron permease complex
Molecular function (GO): ferrous iron transmembrane transporter activity
Source: RefSeq, a predicted model, not a curated record
AUGGAUUUUGAGAAACUCUUUUCAUUUCAAAUAUUUUUCAUCUUUUUGAGGGAGUCACUUGAGAUCGUGAUUAUUAUAUCAAUCCUAUUGACCAUAGUUAGGCAUACUCUGUCCAUUCCAGAAACUGCGGUCUCGUCUGAUGGGAGUCUUACGGCUGUCGAAGAAGAAGAUGGCCAUUUCACCGUAGAGGAAGAGGAGGAAUUAUUCGAAUUUAGGGAUAUUUUAAACGAAGGAUCUCAGCCAGCCAUAGUUACUGAAGACAACGUUCCGGAUGAAAGUGCUAAAUUGUAUUCGAAACUGAAAGUGCAGAUCAUUUCAGGCGGUUUCUUGGGAUUACUUUUGUGCACGAUAAUUGGUGGUUCAUUCAUCGCUGUAUUCUACAAAGUAGGAUCAGAUCUCUGGACAUUGAGUGAACACUAUUAUGAGGGCAUUUUGAGUAUCGUGGCUUCAGUUAUCAUAUCUUUCAUGGGGUUAUUCUUUUUAAGAUUAGGUAAGUUGCGUGAGAAGUUCAGAGUAAAACUAGCUUCAAUAAUAUACUCCGACAGAAACAAAUUAUUUAAGACUCAAGACCAAUCCACUGCGGCAUUCAGCGAGAAAUAUGCAUUUUUUAUUCUUCCUUUCGUAACCACAUUAAGAGAGGGUCUUGAAGCAGUCGUUUUUGUCGGAGGUGUUGGUAUCGACCAACCUUUGUCUUCGAUACCAUUAUCAAUGAUUACCGCCGUUAUAGUAAGUGGAGUAUUGGGUUACCUCUUCUUCAAAUAUUCAAGUUCGUUUUCUUUGAAGAUUUGCUUAGUUAUUACAACGUGUUUCAUGUAUCUUAUCGCCUCUGGUUUAUUCUCAAAGGGUGUAUGGCAGCUUGAAUUGCAGGAUUAUGUAAAUAAGUGUCAUGGUCAAGAUAUGAGUGAAGUCGGGAGUGGGCCAGGCUCUUACGACAUUUCUCGUUCGGUUUGGCACGUCAACUGUUGCAACGGGGAGAUUGAUGGGGGCUGGAUGAUUUUUACUGCCUUAUUUGGAUGGACUAAUAGUGCAACAUAUGGCUCCGUUAUAAGUUAUAACGUAUAUUGGAUCAUACUCAUAGUUGCUAUUAAAUUGCUAAUGGUAGAGGAAAGGAAUGGUUUUAUUCCAUACCUACCUUUAAAAUGGCAGGAGAGACGUAUACUAAAGCGAAUGAAUACGAUUAAGGCCUCCCUUCAGUUGAGACAUCCAGAGCAGUCUUCUGAUCCAACGAGCUUCUUCCAACCUCAAAGGCCCUCAGAAGAUAGCUCAGCACCAUUAAUAAAGGAUCACCCAGAUGAGUCUGCAAGACAUGGAGCAGUAUAA